AUGAAUUUGACACCCAGGGAAAGCAAUGUGACAGGAGCUGUGAAUUACAGGGACACGUUUGUUAUGGCUGUCUGUAAGAAUGUGAUUGUUGUCGUCCUGGGCAUCGCCAUCAACUACAUCAACGCCACAAUGGUCCACACAUUCAACAGGCAUCAUAUCUUCAAGAUGAACCCUCGCUUUAUCCUUUUCAUCCACCUGGUGGUCAACAACAUCAUCCAGCUGACAACCAGCAUCACUCUCUGCAUCUUCACCUACACCUUCCACACAAUCCACGUCUCCCUCUGCUGCCUCUUCAUCCUGCCGGCCAUUUUGACCACACAAAACUACCCUCUCAACUUAGCCUUCAUGGCAGCAGAGUGCUACGUCGCCGUCUGCAUUCCUCUCCGCUACAACCACAUCUGCACGGUCAAACGAACAUAUAUUGUGAUCGGCAUAGUGUGGACGUUGAGUUCACUGUCCGUCCUGCCGGAUGUCUUUAUCCUUUUGGCCACUGAGCCUCCAGAGUUCUUAAAUUCAAGAGUGCUUUGCCUGAGGGACACUGUGUUCAGAAACACCUACAGUUUAAAGAAGAGGGAUGCAUCUCACAUACUGUUUCUGGUGGCGGUUUGGCUCACUUUGUUCUACACUUACUUUAGAAUUUUGUUUGUGGCCAAAGCUGCUGAUGCAGACGCCAAAAAGGCGAGAAACACGAUCAUCCUUCAUGGCUUUCAGGUGCUGCUCUGUAUGAUGGUCUACGUGGAACCUAUGUUAAGGCAAGUGCUCAUAUACAUGUUCCCAAGAGGCGUGGUGGCCAUAAACUUUGUCAUCUUUAUCAUAAACCAAAUCCUCCCUCGCUUUCUUAGUCCUAUUGUCUACGGUGUGCGAGAGAAGACUUUCAGGAAGUACAUCCAAAAGUAUCUGUGCACAGUGAACUGCCAUUCAAAUACGACACAUCUCAAAAAGUGA
Plectropomus leopardus (leopard coralgrouper) is the source of this 945-nucleotide messenger RNA. NCBI's taxonomy places the organism in Eukaryota, Metazoa, Chordata, Actinopteri, Perciformes, Serranidae. The record is from RefSeq and is a predicted model, not a curated record.